Fusarium mangiferae is the source of this 795-nucleotide messenger RNA. RefSeq lists its product as uncharacterized. The transcript has 4 exons. Lineage: Eukaryota; Fungi; Ascomycota; Sordariomycetes; Hypocreales; Nectriaceae. The record is from RefSeq and is a predicted model, not a curated record. The coding region runs from base 1 to 795 and encodes 264 amino acids.
AUGACCGACGUCGUGUCCGAAAACCAGGCUUAUUUUGGCAAGAUCGCCACCGAAUAUGACCAGCGCAAUGCGGAUGCGAUUGUGCAGCUAGAGCGCGGCAUCCGAGAGAGGAUUCCAUUCAUUGGUGUCAAGCAAGAUGCGAGGUUGCUAGACUACGCUUGUGGCACCGGCAUGCUUUCGAGGGUCUUAGCACAGCAUACAAGUGAGGCUAUAGGCAUUGACUUGUCGGAGGAAAUGGUCAGGGUAUACAACGCCCAGGCUCAAAGCCAUGGCUCUUCCUGCCAAGCCUACCAAGGCAAUCUGGCUGAUCCUAAGGACCCCUCCCCAACAGCCUUUGCUGAUAGCAAGUUCUUCGGAUUCGACGUUGCAGGCGUGGGGCUCGGAUUCCACCACUUUGACAAGCCCGAUCUAGCAUCCAAGCAAUUGGCCGAGCGCCUCAACCCAGGCGGUGUCCUCUUCAUCAUUGACUUUGUUGCCCACAAGAUAGACCCCAAGGAUGCCGCUCUGCGUGGUAUAACACAUCAUGGGUUUAUUGAGGAUGAGAUCAAGAAGAUGUUUGAGGAUGCUGGACUCACAGACUUUGCUUACCAAGAGCUCCCGGAACCUAUCACAUUCAAGGAUUGUCACGGCCACGAUCAUAGCCACGGGCAUGGUCAUAGUCAUGGCCAUGAUCAUAAUCACGAGCACAAUGAGGACAACCGAAGCAGCAGUGGCGAACAUGUUCAAGGCCACGGGAUGAAGAAGGGCUCAACUACGACUAAGAGGAUAUUCAUUGCCAGAGCGUUCAAGCCAUAA